UCUGUCAAAUUCUGUCAAUUGGUGAAUAAAUUUUGUGGAUGUAUGAUUUUUUCAACAAAUAUAUUCUGAUUAUUCACAUUCUAUUAGUGCAUAAUGUUUAAUUCUUGAUUUUGCUAUGAAAAUAUAAAUUCUUGAAUAAUUGGAGAUAAAUUAUAGUGGUCCGAUUAUGGCUACUUCAAAAACAACAAAUACAUACAAUCGACAAAACUGGGAAGACUCUGAUUUCCCAAUAUUAUGUCAAACAUGCUUGGGAGACAAUCCCUACAUACGAAUGACUAAAGAAAAAUAUGGGAAAGAAUGUAAAAUUUGCGCGAGACCUUUUACAGUAUUUAGGUGGUGCCCAGGAGCUAGAAUGCGUUUCAAAAAAACCGAAGUAUGUCAGACGUGUAGCAAGUUGAAGAAUGUAUGUCAGACUUGUCUCUUAGAUUUAGAGUAUGGUUUGCCUAUUCAGGUUAGAGACGCUGCUUUGAAGAUAAAUGAUAACCUACCCAAGAGUGAUGUGAAUAAGGAAUAUUAUAUUCAAAAUAUGGAGAAGCAGCUAAAUAGAUCAGAUUCUGGUGCAUUAGCUAAUAACAGCAAACUAAACGAACCCAAUGAUCUACUGAUGCGAUUAGCAAGGACCGCUCCCUAUUACAAGAGAAAUAGACCCCAUGUUUGUUCCUUUUGGGUUAAAGGUGAAUGUAGACGUGGUGAAGAAUGUCCUUAUAGACAUGAGAAGCCAACCGAUCCAGAUGAUCCAUUAGCAGAUCAAAAUAUCAAAGACCGUUAUUAUGGAACUAAUGACCCAGUUGCUGAUAAGUUAUUGAAGAGAGCUGCUGCUAUGCCUGCAUUACCGCCACCAGAUGAUAAAACAAUUACAACCUUAUAUAUUGGGAAUCUUGGAAAUCUUACAGAACAGGACAUAAGGGAUCACUUUUAUCAGUAUGGUGAAAUUCGUACAGUGAGCAUUGUACCAAAACAACAAUGUGCAUUUGUACAAUAUACCACUCGUCAAGCAGCGGAGACGGCGGCAGAAAAGACCUUCAACAAAUUGAUACUGGGUGGAAGGCGUCUCACAAUUAAAUGGGGCAGAUCUCAGGGAAGAAUCGGACCUCUGAUGGGAAUACAAAAUAUGGAAGUAUACGAACCAGUUCCUGGUCUACCGGGAGCUUUGCCUGAACUGAGUAAUAACUUUUUCAAUCUGGAACCAGGACAUAUCCCACUACCAAAUAUUCCUCCACCUCCUUCUCUAAUGAUGCCUCAGCUGUUUGGGCCCCCUCCAUUGCCCCAGUUCUUCUUCAAUCCGCCACAAUUACCUCCGUUUGUUCCCAAUCCAACUGUUGCUGGAGGUAGUGCAAGUUCGGCGACGAAAGAAGCGAGCAUCGCUGUAAAACCAACCGUUCAUUAUCCUAGCCAGGAUCCUAGCAGAUUAGGGGCUACACAGGUGACUACUGAAAGGCAGGAGUAAUUCUUGCUUUUUUUAUACUUAGGAUCAAUUUUUUUCAGAUAAUUGUAAUUUUUGUCAAUUGUUUUGAUUUAGAAAAAUGAUGAAAUGUUUGACAUUAAAAAUGUUGGAGCGAAUUAAACGGUUUUUAUGUGAAA
Molecule: messenger RNA, 1581 nt
Organism: Coccinella septempunctata (seven-spotted ladybird)
Lineage: Eukaryota; Metazoa; Arthropoda; Insecta; Coleoptera; Coccinellidae
Product: pre-mRNA-splicing factor RBM22
Exons: 6
Coding region: 167-1447 (426 amino acids)
Cellular component (GO): Prp19 complex; U2-type catalytic step 1 spliceosome; U2-type catalytic step 2 spliceosome
Molecular function (GO): U6 snRNA binding; pre-mRNA binding; metal ion binding
Source: RefSeq, a predicted model, not a curated record